AACAUUUGUCAAAACCAGCUGAUUGAUUAAACUCAAAAAAAAAAUCAGAUAAGAAAAUAGAUUAUCACCUGUGUUUAUUUCAUGUUUUAAACUUGUUUUUCCGUCUUAAACAAGGGCAUUUAUCUUCCAUUACGUUGAAAAUAUGUAAUCUCGAAACAUGGCAGCGAAAAACAUAUUCUCCAAGCAUUUACCCAACGUAAAGUUGGCCACUCGUUUCGACGCAGACGGAAACGAGAUACAGGUCGAACGCAGGGAAGAUGAGGAACAGAAACGGCGGGAGCAGGACAUCAUCGACAUCCUGGUCGGAGCCGGAUACUAUCGAGCGCACAUUCAGGGCUUAUCCAUCUUCGAUAAAAUUGUGGGUGGAAUGACCUGGUGCAUCGAGGCCUGCGACUACGAUGUGGAUGUCGAUCUGUUGUUCCACGAAAAUUUAACCAUCGGCCAGAAGAUAGCUCUCACGGAAAAGAUAGUAGUAGUCCUGCCGAAGAUGAAGUGUCUUUUUGCAUUGGAGCCGCACCAAAUUCAGGGUUUGGAUUUUAUCAACAUAUUUCCGGUAGUCGAGUGGUUGGUGAAGCGAUCGGCUGAAAAUCGUAGCGAGAAAGCUGAACGGCUGAAGAAACUUGCGGCCGGGCAGUUUCAAAACUUUUUUGCUCUUGAGUCGGAUCGUGAAGCCAAACAAGUUCACCAGAAGCAGUUGAGCAAUUUGAAAACUGUUGAGGAUAUGUACAUUCCCAAAAGACAGUUUAGACGCAAGGAAAAGGGUCCGGAUGAUGUUAUGAGUCGAGUUCGUAUAACCUUGAUGGAAUAUGGAACUAGGGACUUUUCCGUGAAAACGAACGUGGACAUUCCGGAAAUCGACGAAGCUGUGGAAGAAGAGAUUUUCCAAGAUAAAUUGCAAUUAGCCGAGCAUGAGCUUGAUUUCGAUCAAUUAUUCAAAAAUUUAUCAGUUGCCAAAGAGCAAAACGAGACAACGAAACUGUCUGACAGUGAUCGUGCGGCGCUCAACCAGCAUUAUGAAGAUCUGAAAAGGGAAAUGGCCAUAGACACCAGUCAAUUAUCGGAACAAAACAAAAUCAAAACCAUACUAGCGACUAAACUAGCGCUAGAGAAGAAAUUGCAGCGUGUUAAAGUAGCAAAUCAGAGUCAAAAAGACAAGCUCGAGCAUGAACGACGCCAACUGGAACAGGCCAAGAACGAUCGAGCAAUUCUGGAAGCGGAAAUUCACAAUCUAGACAAUCUGGAAAUCAGCGAGGACAACCAGAAAAUUUUAGAUCACGUGCAAGAGUUGAUUCGACAGAAUGAAAAAAUGAAACAACAGGAGGUCGAAUUCAAAGAGAGAUGUAAGAAGGAACUAGUCGAGCUGCAGGAAAAAAUACAAAAAGCCGAAGCUAGCACUCCUGAUGAGGACAUCCUCGAACUGGAACGCCAACUGGAAGCAGAACAGAGCCGGUUAGCUACCCUACGUCUUCAGCUGGCCAAAAAGAACCGAGCCUAUGUGUCGAUUAAUCGACAAAUGGAUAAUAUUCCUGAUCGUACUGAGCUGGCUCAGUAUCAGAGACGCUUUCUUGAACUUUAUAACCAAGUAAGCGCAAAACAUCGAGAAACCAAACAAUUCUACACCCUAUACAACACUCUGGAUGACACGAAGCUCUAUUUGGAGAAGGAGAUGUCGCUGCUGAAUUCCAUCUAUGAAAACUACGCCGGGGCUAUGCAAUCCUUUGCCUCUCGAGAUCAGUUUGUGCAACAGUUUGAAGCCAUAGUGGAAGGAAUCCAUACUAACAAAAUUAAGGUGAACGCCAAGUGCGAAGAGGAACGCUCGAAGCGGGACAGCCUUAAUGCUCAGCUGCUGGCCUUGGUGGAGCAGCAGCGCAAAUAUGCUGCGACCGUUAAACAACUUACGGUGGAGUGUCAACGAAACGAUGCCCUCCUAAAGCAAUUACAGCUGCUGCAGAAACAAAAGCCGACCAAGAACCUUCCAUUGAUGGAAUAGACUUUUAGGAUGAUUUCCGCGAAUUAGCACAUGGUGUGCCUGUGUGGGAAAGACUUCCAAUUUAAUUUUCCUCGUUAUUUUAUUUUAUUUUAUUUUUUUUUUGGAAUGCUCUUCAAAACUAAUGUAUCGAAUAAAGUCCAACUAUUACGGUAUGAUUAACACAUUUAUUGGCUACUACCAUCCGUUCCUGGUUCUGAUUGUUUCACCUCUUUCAGGUGUUGACUCUGAAUUUCUCGGUCUACGUAGGUUCUAAUAUCACGCAAUGGCUUAUAGUAAGCGUGUACAACCUGGGAGCCAGCAAACAUCGACAGCAUUGCGGCUGCCAUAAACUUAACGUACUCCUUGGUCGAUACACCGGCCGGCAUUGUGUGAGGUUUUUUUUUUUAAAUAUAACAAUUUACCUUAACUAGUAGACUGUUGGCUUGGUUCCAACUGGUGUAGUCGCAACUUUUCGUCGACGAUUUCCUUGGCUUGACGCUUCUUGAAGGUGUUAU
Messenger RNA from Uranotaenia lowii, 2484 nucleotides. It is a transcript of the gene fidipidine, whose product is annotated as coiled-coil domain-containing protein 93. NCBI's taxonomy places the organism in Eukaryota, Metazoa, Arthropoda, Insecta, Diptera, Culicidae. The transcript is spliced from 7 exons. Gene Ontology annotation, biological process: Golgi to plasma membrane transport. The record is from RefSeq and is a predicted model, not a curated record. Bases 158 to 1990 code for a protein of 610 amino acids.